CAUUUGCUUGUGUACAUCCGCUUUGUGGAAGACGUACGGGUUGUGUGCAUUUGCGGUGGUUUGAUUGUUCAAAUCAUUCUAGAGAUUUCGGUCAAUCGGUUCCCAAGGAAUGUGUUCUUUUGCUAAAAUUGACUAGUUUAAGCCGAUUAACGCUAGUUUUAAGUUUGUGUGUGAUAAUUAUUAACUUAAAAUGCCUUUUUCAAGACCUGCCUUUACUGGUUUUCCAUUUGACGAUUCUGAUUUAGAGGAGCGUGAUCGAAGCAGAUCAUUCCGAUCUACCCUCGACGACAUUGCGAAACGCCACCCGGAAUUUGCGGAGCAUCUAAAUUUUGAAAAAUUUCCCAUUCGCACAAACACCUGGGGUCACAGAAGACGUGGUUCGGGCGAUCAUCCCAAAGCAAACAGUUUCGACGAAUUCGCGGAAUGCUUCAAUAGACCAUCCGGUUCGAGAUUUAAAGAAAAAUUUGGAUUUCCCUUUAAUAACAGUUUCGACGCGCCUCCCGAACAAUAUUCCGAGCCCGCACAGACAAGUCCAAAGCCAACUGAAGAAUCGAAACCGCCUCAAGUACCAAAAGAACGGGGACGUAAACCUAAUCCGAACAUCCCUCAGAGCAGCACGGUCGAUUUGGGCCAAAAACAAGAACCAAUUAGCGAUAUUCGGGGACAGCGAUCAAUGUCUGCGCCACCGGAAAACCGUACCGGUCAAAGAUUCGUCUCAAGCAUUAACAUACCAAUUAACCCAGAAACUCCAGACGCCAAUGCAGCUCAGCAGCAACGACCACCUUCACAAACUAAAUGCAAUGAAAGAGUUAUUCCUAUCCACGUCGAAGGCAGGGAUGAACCGGUGAUACCUAAACAACAAACCAACCAGACCUACACCCAACCCCCCCCUCCCCAGUCGGAGAAAAUGUUUGGCCAUCAAAGGCCCGGUUUUGGAACGUGGAAACGUGAUGAUCACCCUUACUACACUGGUGAUCAAAGAUUCUUUCAACAGGAUCCAAAUUUCGAUGGCGUAUUUGGACAGGAAAGAUCCAACUUUCCUCCUUCUGGUACCUCGAAACAACAAACUCAACCAUCGCCUUCGCAAAAACCUCCGACCCCACCGCCACAACAAGCGCCCCUACCCCAGCCCACAAAAUUUGGCCCGAUAGAACAAAUUCAGGGAAUCCAGAAGGAUGUUUUAGAGUUAAUGAAUCAAGUAGAGCAAUUUAAUGGGCGGCCGAAGGACAAACAAUAUGUAUAUCUUGACGAAAUGCUGACAAGAAAUUUAUUGAAGUUGGACGACGUUGAAACGGAGGGCAAGGAGAAUAUUCGGCAUGCAAGGAAGGAGGCCAUAAAUUGCAUACAGAAGUGUAUUAGUAUUCUAGAAGCGAAAGCGAUGGCAAACGAACAGCUACGAUGCGAGGUAAUGGACGUUGAUACCAAAGCAGACGAAACGCCCCCACUCACAACAUUAGAGGUGUCUGGUAUUUCUAGGUCGGGAUCUGAAAAUAUAAGCAAUGAAAUGGAGCAAGAGCAAAUCCCAGCCGAAGCUGUCACAGAAGUGCCUGUUACGGCUGAUGCUGAAAGUAAAGAGACUGAAUUAAAAAAUACUCACGAAGAACCUGCAACGCCGGCUGAAACCGUUGCAAACGAGGCAGCGCAAGAGAGUGUUGAUUCUAGUCAAGUUCAGCAAAACGAAGAAUCUAAAGAAAAAAAGAAAGUUAAGAAGAAAGGAAAGACGGAGUAGUACCUUAUUUUAUUUUAUUUACUAAAAUGUUUGUUGUUUUAUUUGUACGAUUUGUUUAGAACAUUGUAUUGUAUUUAGUUAAAUACACUAGUAUUUAUUUACUCUUGUGCCAUUAUAAAUUGUGUAUUAUUAUUAUUGAUAUUAAACAGCAAAUUUUUGUAUGCUACUACUGCACAUAUGGUUAGAAAAAGUUAUUGUAUAUACCUUAGAGCAGAGAAUACCUAUGUACACUAAUUUGUCGGGUUAUUUAUAAGCUUUUUGUAUAUAUUUGUUUAAUAAUAGUUUGCCCUUAAUGUAAAGUAUCUCUUUGCAUAUCAUUCGAUAUAAAAUUGUUUGUUGUUUUUUGACAAUAUAUUGUUUUAUACCGAUA
Molecule: messenger RNA, 2099 nt
Organism: Photinus pyralis (common eastern firefly)
Lineage: Eukaryota; Metazoa; Arthropoda; Insecta; Coleoptera; Lampyridae
Product: BAG domain-containing protein Samui-like
Exons: 3
Coding region: 191-1729 (512 amino acids)
Biological process (GO): protein stabilization
Cellular component (GO): cytoplasm; cytosol; membrane
Molecular function (GO): adenyl-nucleotide exchange factor activity; protein-folding chaperone binding
Source: RefSeq, a predicted model, not a curated record